UUUUCUUUAAUAUAAAUAAAUAACCUAUGAAUAAAUUAAGUGAAUUCUAUUAAAUCAGUCAAAUUAAUCAAUGUACAUUGAUCCAUUGAAUUAUUUAGAUAAUUUAAAAUGUUCUAUUUCAAGCGAAAAUCAAAAGAAUGAACUGUAUCGUUUGUUUAAAGCAUUGAAAUGUCGUUUAGAAGAUUUUGAAAGAAUUUACAAGUUAAAACAUUCUAAUUGUCUAUCAUCUUCUGUUUGGUUCUUAUUAACUGAUUUAAAUCUAUCAAAUCUUCAAUUGAAAAUAAUACCCGAUGAAAAUGUCUUUUCAUCACUUCCAAAUCUUCAACGUUUAUGGUUAAAUAAUAAUAGAAUUGAAAAUUUGAAUAAUUGUUUAACAAAAUGUGAAGGUCUCAUAGAAUUAAGAUUGGGAUCAAAUCAGUUAUAUACUAUUUGUGGACAGUUAUAUAGAUUGCAUUGCCUUGAAAUAUUGGAUUUAUCUAAUAAUCAUCUUGGCAAUUUACAGGAAGUUGAAAAAGAAUUGUCAAGAAUGCAUUUUCUACGUGAACUAAAUUUACUUGGAAAUUCUAUUGUUCUACAACCUGAUUUCAAAUAUCGUCUGUUAACUAUACUACCAACGAUAACCGUAUUGAAUAAGCAUGAAAUUCUACCAGGUCAAGUGCAUCGAAUCAACUCAAAGAGAAAUCGUUAUUUAGAAGAUCAUAGAGAAGUGAACAAGAAGAAAACAAAUACAAUCAUUCAGGUAGAUAUUAACAAACAAAUUGAAAAGCCUGAUAUCAUUCCAGCCAAAGAAGCUGAAUCAUUCGAAGAAAAUCUCAAUAAACGUUUCCAGCAGAAGUGUAUUACUCAAUUCAAGUGUCUUGACUGGUCAACAAUACCAAACAGUGAAAUGAGACGACUAGGUAGUGAAAUACAACCACCUAAAAACCUCUUAAUUCGAUUACAAUUGUAACUAUCAAAUUAAUGUCAACAAUAGUGCUUGUAAACAAUUAUUAUUAUUUCAUUGGGUUUCAAGUGCAGCAAAGCGUUUUGACAGCAUAUAAAUGUUUCACCCUUCUUUUCACGGUCAUUUUUAGCCAGCUCUAUAAUUCUCCAUAAGCUCAUAUCUCCUUCUCGCAUGACCUCCUCCAUGCCCCCCCAGGAACAAUGCUCCACUAGCCGUUUCCCAUUCGGGUUCUAUUUAAG
Molecule: messenger RNA, 1182 nt
Organism: Trichobilharzia szidati
Lineage: Eukaryota; Metazoa; Platyhelminthes; Trematoda; Strigeidida; Schistosomatidae
Source: the annotation of a GenBank genome assembly